AUUCUUGUUGGAGAGCUUUGUGCAUUCUUCACCAAGGCGGAGGGAACCCAGGAGAAAACCAUUGUCACUGCAGACUGCUGCUACUUCAACCCCCUGCUGAGACGCAUAAUACGUUUCCUAGGUGUCUAUGCCUUCGGUCUCUUCACCACCACAAUCUUCGUGAAUGCCGGCCAGGUGGUGACAGGAAACCAGACGCCUCACUUCCUGUCUGCGUGUCGACCGAACUACACGGCGCUGGGCUGCCAGUCGACCAUGCAGUACAUCGCAGAGCGCCGGGCCUGCACAGGGAACCCUCUGGUGGUCAUGUCUGCACGGAAAUCUUUCCCCUCCAAGGACGCAGCGCUCAGCAUCUACUCUGCAGUCUACACAGUGAUGUAUGUGACUCUGGUGUUUAAGACCAAAGGUACGCGGUUGACGAAGCCCACCAUCAGCCUCACUCUGCUCUGCCUGGCUGUUUUAGUGGGGGUGGUCCGAGUGGCUGAGUACCGAAACCACUGGGCCGACGUCCUGGCAGGAUUCUUCACCGGGGGAUCCAUCGCUGUGUUUUUGGUCACCUGUGUGAUAAACAAUUUCCAGCAGAUGUUGCCAAGUCCUCCUCCACUUCGACCCCAUCGCCCCGAGUCCAUGCUGGGGAUGCCGAUGGUGACGCUGCCCUGUGUCGAGAGUCCACUCGAAAAGUUAAGUGGCCCUCAGACUCCGAGGGGAUCUCCGUUCACCGAGAUCACAUGACCAUCAGCCAUAUCGGUUCCCCGCAACCCCCGAUGUCCUCAUACCGUCUCGCUCCAUUUCCAGCGAAGUCUAGACCAGGCGGAGCAGCACUCUCCGCUGUGCGCCGCCCAUCCGUCCGGGCGAUACGCCACGCUGCACCGCUCCUACUCCACGCAGGUCUAGAACUUCCCUGGAUACCGAACAGACGUCCCUAACCCCCGGGGAACCGAUAGGCACAACUAAAAAAGACUUUCUCUUUGCUGCACAAGCAAAGAGCCGAACAUCAAGUACAGAGUCAGGUACUUCUUUGUUUAUGCGUUCGAAUAUUCUGACUUUGGUUGUUUUGUAUCUUCAGUGGCGCGCUCCUGCAACGAAAAACACAUCAAACUGUGACCACUGAGAAUGUCCGUCCAUUUUUUUGUUUCGAAGCAAUGGUGAGUUUUCGACCGUUUAACGGAGUGAGGGUGAACUCACUGUAUGCGUUCAGGAGGUUGGACCAAAGAAACCUGCUGAAAGACACGUGUGCUGCUGAGAUUUACACGAACAAUGCAUCAAAGCAAGCCAUACACACCCUCACACACACACAUGUGCUGUGUCUCAAUUUGAAAACUUCCCAUUAUACACAUUGCGUGAAUUUCGAGCGCUGUUAGCUCGCUAUCUAGCAACACAUUGUUUGUGCUAGAAAAUCAUCAUACACACUGCUCAAUUAAUCAAAUUAAAUUAACGGGGGCUUCUUUUGAAUCCAAUAUAGUUGGACAAUACUUGCAUUUCAACAAGAACCCAGAUGUAAAACUUUUAUCUGUAUAGUGCUGUGUUCACCGGAGCAACCAUAUCCACGGCUCGUCACGCAACAUCCGCUACGUUGCCAAGAAGGCCUGUCUACGGUAAUACACUCAACUUGUUGGCAGUUAUAAGUGCACAUCUGUGUUUUCAUAAUGCAUCUUACCGCACAUACAUGGGGACUAAUGCACUCAAGCAGAUGUAUUUACAGAAGUACUUAAAUUGAGACACAGCUAUGCACACUCUCUGUACAUUGGUCUCUUUCUUUCAUCCUCUCUUCUUAUCUCAUUCCAUUUACACAACUUUCACACACACACACAUACACACACACACAAACACACACACACACACACACACACACACACACACACACACACACACACACACACACACACACACACACACACACACACACACACACACAGUAGUCUGAGUAGCAGUGCCCUUGUCAGCUUCGCAUGAGAUUUUCUCAGAUCAAAGAAUCCAUUUGGUAUCUCUCAGCGGAAGCAAAAGACAAACAUGAUGAAAGUACUGACAUCUCUACUCGGCCAUCUUCUUCUUCUUCGUGUUCUUCUUCUUCUUCUUCUUCUUUCUCAGAUGGCUGCCAAAAAAACUACCGUGAAAAACAAAAAACAUUUGCUAAGACAAAGCCAAGCUAACGACUGCAGGUGGUCAAAUAACAUAUUCAGGAGCAAAUAUUGGUUCAGUUUUGUAUUCUUUCACAGCGAGGAGCUUUCAUACUAAACACUUUUUUUUAUUUCACUCUUGAACGAGUUCCUGAACUGGGAUUUUAUUUCUCGCCAAGAUUCGCCAUUAACUGACCGAGUCAUGUAACUAUUGAGAUUCAUUUCUGAGAUUUUAUCAGCAGAUUUAUUUAUUGACAUGUAUAUACGAUGUUGUUGCCAUGAGCGCUCAAAGCGGCGUGACAGUUUUGCUAAAUUUUGAUUUGCACACUUCCUUAAAUCCUCUUCCCCCCCCACACAUCUUUUUACAACCUCUAUUUCUGUGGGAUCUUGACUAUAUUACCAUCACUGUGCUGUGAAAUGUUUCCCUCUGCUGGACGACACUCACUCACACUCACACACACACACACGCACACACACACGCACACACACACACACACACACACACACACACACACAUACACACAUACACACACACACACACACACACACACACACACACACACACACACCACACACACACACACACACACACACGCAUGUAUGUUCAAACGUUCUCAACAAAGCACACACAUGCACAAUCACCCUUACAUCCCCUAACCCUUAUUGUCCUUAAUCAUCUUUCUAACACACUUGACAUUUGUUUGUAUGAUAUUGUAAAUAACUUUUAUAUCGAGAGUGUGGUUUUUACACAAGCAUCACCGACGUUCAGUGUGUAAAUCGAGGGAAAUCUUGUAUGUAUUGUGAUGAAGAUGAUGAUGAGAACAGUGUGUAUGAAGGUGCUGAAACACUCUGAAGCAACACUGGAUCGUUUGGAAAACACCCAGAUGACUCUUUGAAUAAAAUAACUGUUUUCGCCCAUUGGACCAA
Molecule: messenger RNA, 3041 nt
Organism: Gymnodraco acuticeps
Lineage: Eukaryota; Metazoa; Chordata; Actinopteri; Perciformes; Bathydraconidae
Product: phospholipid phosphatase-related protein type 5-like
Exons: 5
Biological process (GO): phospholipid dephosphorylation; signal transduction; phospholipid metabolic process
Molecular function (GO): phosphatidate phosphatase activity
Source: RefSeq, a predicted model, not a curated record